CGCGACGGGGCGGGACCGCGCCGGGCCGGGCUGCAAGGUGCGGGGCUGGGCUGUGCCGAGCCCAGCUGAGCGGUACCGAGCCGGGGAGCAGCCAGCCGAGCUCAGCCGCACGCUGCCGAGGCACGGAGCCCAUGCCGAGCCGGGCACACGUACCGCUGGUGCCGGGGAGCGGCUGAGGCGGAGCGGGGGGCGGCCGAUGCUUGCUUUGGGGGUCCCAAAGGCCACGGCUCUGCUUUCUCCUCAGAGGCCAAGCCAAAGCAGAGAGAAACCCGGGAUGAAGGUCGUCCUUCUGCUCCUCAUCUUCACCCUCCAAGGGGCAGGAGCCAGCAGCCCUGGGACAGAGGACCUGCGCUUCUGUGGCGACCGAAACCAGACCCAGAACAGCUCCAUCAUCUACGAGCACGGCUCUGCCAGCAUCUCCAUCGAGAACACAGCCCAGGCCCUGAUCAUCAAGAAGCCCUUUAUGCCAAGGAGGAGGAACUCUUCCUAUGAGUACAGCUUGCCCCCAGCCCUGGGCAGGUACCGCUUCUGCCUGUACUGGUUCCAGGGCAACGGGACGCUGCGGCUGGCGUACGGCAAGCAGAGCUUCCUCCUGGGCAAGGACCCGGCCAGCAGCAGCACCCGUGGCAAGGAGAGGACUGGAAGAACCAGCACCCCCAUCUUCAAUGUGUCCUGUAUCUCCAAGGGUGGGAGGAACACCUCCCUGGAGAGUGCAUCCAAGUACAUCUUCCCCGAGCUCUCCGAGGGCCCCACCUGCACUGCUGGGCAGCCCCACAGGCUCAGCCAGCUCGGUCUCAACAGCUCUGUGUGGGAGGAUGAUGUGGAGGAGCAGCUCUCUGCCCUGGCCAGGCUCCUGGCUCAGCCCCCAGUGCCAGCUGCAGGGCCGGUGGCACCACGGCUGCUGCGGCGCAAACUGGCUGAGCUGGAGAAGACACUGGCCCAGGUGGAGCUCGAAGGGCAGAACCAGACCUUUGGCAAAGCCACUGUGCGUGCGACUGUCCUGAGGGUGCAGCCUGCCCAGGCUCCUCAGCACCUGGCUUUUGUGUCCCAAGGAGAGGAAGAUGCUGAUGUCCGUGGGUUUGCAGUGGACCUGCCCAGCAGCCUGUUUGUGGUGGAGGAGGAGGAGGAGGUGGAGCACAGGGUGCUGCUCAUGGAUGUCAGCAGCCAGACCAUGUUCCAGGAUACAAACAGCAGCCACGUCCUGGGUGACAAGGUGGUUGGCAUCUCCCUCGUGGACAAGGUGGUGGCCAACCUCUCUGACCCUGUGGUCCUCACUUUCUUCCACGAUGAGCUGCCGAGCAAUGUGACCCCACUGUGCGUCUUCUGGCAGGAGGACACCUCUGCCAGCUCUGGGGGCUGGGACACCUCUGGUUGCACCACAGUGCCGGGGCCCAGACAGACAGACUGCAGGUGCAACCACCUCACCUACUUUGCUGUGCUGAUGGUGUCCUCCCCAGAGAUCACCUACAUACACAGGGAUUACCUGAGCAUCAUCACCUACAUUGGCUGCCUGAUCUCAGCCUUGGCAUCCAUUUGUACCAUCCUCUUCCUCUACUUCAGAAGCAAACAGCGAGACCAGAUCACGAGCAUGCACAUCCACAUGAACCUACUGGGUGCCAUCUUCCUCCUGGAUGUCACCUUCCUCAUCUCUGAGCACUUGGCCUCCAGCAGCAGUGAGGCUGUCUGCAGAGCUGGGGGGCUGCUCCUGCACUUCUCCCUCCUGAGCUGCCUCACCUGGAUGGGCAUCGAGGGCUACAACCUCUACCGCCUGGUGAUUGAAGUCUUCAACGCCUACCAUGAGCACUUCCUGCUAAAGCUCUGCUUGGUGGGCUGGGGACUGCCCUUCUUCUGUGUGAUGCUGAUCUUCCUGGUGAGCUGGACAAACUACGGCCCCUUCUCCAUCCCCGUCUAUGAAUCCAUCAGUGGCAAAUCCACCAACGCCACCAUAUGCUGGAUCACAAGCCCUUUGAUCCAUAACGUUGUGAACCUGGGCUUCUUCAGCCUGGUGUUCCUCUUCAACUCAGUCAUGCUGGGGGCCAUGCUGAGGGAGAUCCUCCGCCAGAACAAGAAAGGCCACAAGCUCAAGCAUGUCCUGGCUCUCUUUGGGCUCAGCAUCCUGCUGGGCAUCCCCUGGGCACUGGUCUUCUUCUCCUUCACCUCUGGUGUCUUCCGCCUCGUCUCCCUCUACAUCUUCACCAUCAUCAACUCCCUCCAAGGUUUCCUCAUCUUCCUCUGGUACUGGACCAUGGUGCUGCAGGCCAGAAAGUCUCCUGACCCUCAGAGCAGCUCUGACAGCGUCAAACUGCAGCCCAACAGCAGCAGCCAGAGCCACCUGGGCUGAGCCCCUGGCAGAGCAUGGCCAUGCCCAGGGCCAGCACUGGGCUCUUGGCUACUGCAGCUGCCUCACAGGGCUGCUAAAGAGCCCAGGGACCUGCAGCCUCUCGCCUCUGCUGGCCUCCUCCCCAUUUUUCCCACCCCCUCAUGUCCCUGAGGUGCAUCCCUCGGCUUGGCACCCCUGGGGCAGGAUGGGGGGAUGCUCAAGGGGGCACUGGAAAGCAGAAGGGGCAGGGACAGAGUCCCUCCUGCAUCCAGUGUCCCCUCCUAUGCCCUGAGGCCAGGGAUGAUGGAUGGCAAUGCCCUUGGUGGUGGUUGCCAAGGGGGUCUUUCCCUCUAGCCAGAAUAACUGCCCUGCCCCCUCCUCUAGCAGCUGAAAUAGUCUAUUUUUGUUAUUUGGUUGGAUGUAUAUUUUUGGAUGGUGUAGAAGUGGAAGGAUUGUGCCCACACACCAGCCUCGUGCCCAUUAAAGUUGUUCCUGCUUGGAGCACAGGGGGCUCUGACCCCUCUGGCAUCCCACUCCUUA
Molecule: messenger RNA, 2860 nt
Organism: Colius striatus (speckled mousebird)
Lineage: Eukaryota; Metazoa; Chordata; Aves; Coliiformes; Coliidae
Gene: ADGRG1
Product: adhesion G protein-coupled receptor G1
Exons: 14
Coding region: 197-2341 (714 amino acids)
Biological process (GO): cell surface receptor signaling pathway; adenylate cyclase-activating G protein-coupled receptor signaling pathway
Cellular component (GO): membrane
Molecular function (GO): G protein-coupled receptor activity; heparin binding
Source: RefSeq, a predicted model, not a curated record